Messenger RNA from Columba livia (rock pigeon), 10108 nucleotides. RefSeq names its product SUFU negative regulator of hedgehog signaling (gene SUFU). Gene Ontology annotation, cellular component: nucleus; cytoplasm. Lineage: Eukaryota; Metazoa; Chordata; Aves; Columbiformes; Columbidae. Gene Ontology annotation, molecular function: transcription factor binding. The record is from RefSeq and is a predicted model, not a curated record. Bases 122 to 1306 code for a protein of 394 amino acids. The transcript has 9 exons.
GCAGCGCCGCGCGCAGUGCCGCUUGGGCCGGGCCGGGCCGGGCCGGGAGUGGGGCCGAGCCGAGCGGGCCGCACCGCGCCGGGACCAGCUGCCUCCGCCGCGCCGUCCCUGCCGCCGGGACAUGGAAGGCGUGCGGCCUGGCGGGGGUCCUCCCGCCGGCGGACCGGGGUCAGGCUCGGGGUCGGGGUCCGGCUCCGGGUCCGGGUCCUUCCCGUCGCUCUUCCCGCCGGGGCUGCACGGGAUCUACGGCGAGUGCCGCCGCCUCUACCCCGACCAGCCCAACCCGCUGCAGGUCACAGCCAUCCUCAAGUACUGGUUGGGAGGACCUGAUCCCCUGGACUAUGUUAGCAUGUACAGAAACCUGGGAAACCCAGCGCUGAAUGUUCCUGAGCACUGGCAUUACAUCAGCUUUGGGUUAAGUGACUUGUAUGGAGACAACAGAGUACAUGAGUUUACAGGAACAGAUGGACCAAGUGGUUUUGGAUUUGAGUUGACGUUUCGACUAAAGAGAGAAACCGGGGAGUCGGCACCACCUACCUGGCCAGCAGAACUAAUGCAAGGCUUAGCCAGAUACGUCUUCCAGUCAGAAAACACCUUCUGCAGUGGUGACCAUGUGUCGUGGCACAGCCCUUUGGACAACAGUGAAUCCAGAAUCCAGCAUAUGUUACUGACAGAAGACCCUCAGAUGCAGCCGGUGCAGACUCCUUUUGGGGUUGUUACGUUCCUACAGUAUCUCUCUUUUCAUUUAUUCCAGAUUGUUGGGGUUUGCACUGAGGAACUGCAUGCGGCUCAGCAGUGGAAUGGGCAAGGGAUCUUGGAACUGCUUCGGACGGUCCCAGUAGCUGGAGGCCCCUGGCUGAUAACAGAUAUGCGAAGAGGAGAGACAAUAUUUGAGAUUGACCCACAUCUGCAACAGGAGAGAGUGGACAAAGGGAUUGAGACAGAUGGCUCAAACCUGAGUGGAGUGAGUGCCAAAUGUGCCUGGGAUGACCUCAGCCGGCCGCCGGAGGAUGACGAAGACAGCAGGAGCAUUUGCAUUGGGACCCAGCCGCGGCGGCUCUCUGGGAAAGAUACGGAGCAAAUCAGGGAGACUUUGCGGAGAGGGCUUGAGAUUAACAGUAAACCUGUUCUACCUCCGAUAAAUGCACAAAGACAGAAUGGGUUGAACCACGACCGAGCACCCAGCUGCACAACCCCCUACCUGAAGCCUGAGUUGCAGGAAUGGCUGGUCCCUGGUGUUUGCCUCCUGGAAGAUCAAUACAUUUCUCCGAGGUCUAUGGUUACCAUUGUGGAAACUGAUAGGUAGCCUGUUUCUCCAUAACAGCAACUUGGUUAAGGCAAGAGAGCUGUCAGCUGUGGGUCUUGCCAGCGGUUCCUCUGGUGAUAGUUAGUAUCGGAGGGAUAGAGGAGAUCUCCUCAACUUAAAACAGCAGUAUGUCCUAAUACUUCCUUCCUCUAUGUUACUGACGGCUUUGAGAGGAGUUUGGAAAAGGUAUUUUUCUACUCAAGUGGUGGCUUCUCUUUUUCCAGUUCAUGUAGCAGAUGCAACGGGACUUGUUCAGUGCAUUGACCGUAUUGAGAGGGGUGGUUUGUUCUGGAAAUCAGUGUUUACUCACAACCUCUAACUAACUGGUACUUAAAUCAGACUUGAUUAUUACCCUUACUGUGGCUAAAACUUACCAGUCAACGUAUUUUCCAGCACAGUGCGGUACAGAGGAACCAGAAGAGGAAGAUCUUAUUAGGUCUCAGCCUUUCUUAAUACACUGUCUCAACACGUCUUAUGUGUUUGAGCAAAGUUGCUCAAUGUGCUGCUAAAUACCUGAGUAUGAUCUGAAGACUCUCAUUUCCAGCUGCUGCAGAGGGCUGUAACUUAGGAGUUCAGCUUUUGUGUGUUAGUAGUACAUCUACAUCCAUGUUCGCUAUAGGAACAGGUAGCAGGUAGCAGUGGCAAAGGCUGAGACACAAAAGGCACAGAACCCAGUAUAGAUAUAGUCAUUUCAUAAGAUUUACAAGCACCCGAGAUGAAAGACAACUCUGCAUAUAGAUCUAGUCCUUCUGGUGUGAUCCUUGCUUGGGCAUUGUAGGGCAGGAACACAGUUCUGUCCUUCACUGUAAAUCUUGUGUAAUUAAAGGCAAGUCCUUUAGCUAUUGAGCUUCAGUUCUGAAUCUAUAAAAUGGGACCAAUAACAAUGUCAUCUUUUUGAGGCACCACAAGGAUAAAUAUGUUAACGAUUACGAGGUGCUGGCUGAUGGGAAGCAGGCUUGUGUGUAAUCAUAUCCUGCACUGUACACACCAGACCAUAAAAUAUCAAACUCGUGGUUCGCUGCAAGGGUCCUGUGGAUAACUGGUGCAUUAGACGCUCCUUGGGAACUUGACAGAAAUGCUCCGUUGGGACAUGGCAAAUUGUUCCAAAGCUGCUUUCCAUAGCAAGCACUGCAGAACCCCAGGCUGUCAAAUUUGCACCCAGCUGACAUUAGGAUGUUGAAGUCUGACACAGACUCUAAUGGCUUUGUGCAGAAGAGGAAUGUGCUGUUUAUUUAUCAUAGAUUUGCAGCCACCAACUGCUUUCCUAGUAGCUUUCUUCCCUUUUAUCCUAACCUUACCACCCACACACAAUAAUCUAUCAGGGUUUAAAUCAGACAACCUGUUCUGCAUUCAGCGUCACAAAAUAGUAUCAGAAACACUCAAACUUUUGAAUAUUUAUUUGUAUAAAGUGUGAAGGAUUCAAGUUCCAUACAGAUUUCUCUGUCUUUGUGUAGUUUCAGUUUUCCGUGCUUAUGCAAAAGCCUCACAUUGUUUGGUUGCAGAUAGGCCUUGAUUCAGUUUUCUGGCUCCAGCAAAGAACAUGCUUACAUGUUAAGCAUGCAUAUUACCAGUUGUUCACUGUCCCAGAGUCCUAAAAAAAAAGUUCCUUUGAGAAAAAGCUGUUUUCUGUCAAACCCUGUUGGGCAGCUGUAGUACUUUGAUUCAUUAGUGUUAUUACUGUAGACUGUGUAGCCCUUUUCUCCUAAGGAUAUGAAUAAAAGCACUCUUAAUGCUUGAAACUGCAUUGGACAUCUGUUUCUCGAAAAGACUAUUAGCUCAGUUCAUAAGCAGCCAUUAAAUCAGUUCGUAUGCAUUAAACAAAAGAACAUGUAAAUUAAUCUUUGGAAACAUGACUAAUCAUUUCGACCAUAGGUAACAUAAUACUCUUGAUUACUGCUUGGAAAAAUGAGGCGUGUAUGAAUACGAGUGUACUUUACAGUGGCGCAUUAUUUAUUUCUUAGGACCCAUCAGGCUCGUAGGUGCUGCUCAGACAGACGGAAUGACAAGGCUCCUGGUCUCCUGAACCGUGCAGAUUCAGUCUUGUUGGAUACGACGAGCUGUUACCCAUAGGGAACGUUUAGAUGUCAGACUAAACACUGCUGCUGUUCAGACCUCAGUGGGCUGGAAGCUCCAUAUGUCAAAGAUCAGUGACACUUACGGAGUUUUGCUUCAUUCGCUACUUAAUUUCUUGAUGUAAUAAGUUCUGGGGCCGAGUCUUUAAUUGUCCCUGGCAAUUAGCUAUGCUCUUCUGUGAGGUACCAGGGUAGUAUCUUCAUUUUACAGAUGAGGACAGAGGAGUUAUUUGCCACAGUUGCAGUGAGUUGCAGUUGCAUGGUUGGGGUAGGAGAAUUUUUGACCUUUUCCACCCCUCAGGGGUCCUCUUGAUCACACAGCAUUGCUGAAGGUCAUGUUUUUCUGCCCCUUGGCUGACUCAGACCGUUCUCUGCUCCUGUGAGCUGAGGCAUGGAGUAGAAACCUAGAGCUAGCACACUGCAUUACUGCUCAUGUUGAGGCUAAAAUUAUGAGUAAUUGCUACGUUUUGUUGUGCCAGUAUUCAAGUGAUGUCCAUGCGCAUCCCGAGUGUCUGCGGGUGAGGCUUGAGUGGUGGAAAAAGGUCUCCCAAGGCUGUUACUUUGACAAGGCUUUUCUAGCACCUCUCCACUGUUUAUUGCUUUCCCUUUUCUCAAGAAGGAUAAAGCGAUGUGGUUCAACUUGUCUGAUUCCCAUGUUUUCCCAGAUAACUCUGUAUGUGCUGGUCUCCUCAUGCACAGUGGUCAUUUGUCCAGUGACAGACAACAGAUGCCCCAGAGACCUCACAUCCCAUCUGCAUUCAAUUUCCGGGCAGAAGAACAGGUUGAGUCUAGGGAAACCUGAACAUAUGGUAACUCUGUGCCCAUGUGCUAAUUCCAUCCAGCCCUGAACAGUUCCCAGCUGUGCAGGGAAAUGAAGGCAGGUUCCUGGCAAACAGAGCAGGGAACAACCCUGCGGCAGGUGGGGCUGGCAGGACUGUCCUGGCUGUGACCUUCUGGUUCACUGCACCCUGAGCAUCUCAGGUUGUUGCCCUUCCCUUGUGGCAAGAGGGAGAAGUUGUGUCACUCCAGCAGUCCUGGGAUAACUCCAGACUGUCACACCGUGUGUCUGCUUUGGAACAUGUGAGCAACAGUGACACCACUUGCAGGAGUGGAGUCCACUGCUCGUGUAGUUCCUCUGAGUCGGUAAAUAGGGCGUGCUGAUCUUUCAGUCGCUGAAGUUGCGUUAAUGGACAUUAACAAGCUCCAUCUGAGCAGCAUUUCUGAGGAAGCUCUGGCAGUAAUGUCAAGAUGUAGGAUUUGCUUCGAGGCGAGUCUGCACUUUGCUUCUCCCAGUUGCGCUGGGGUUUGAUUGCUGCUUUGCUUGGGCGGAGGGAGCUCUUGUCUGUGUAGCUGGUUUCCUGUCUUCACUUCUUGGAGGCAAACUUUUACAUAAGGGGAGCAUUUCAGCGUUCUCCGAAACUGCCUGGUUCUGGCUAGACUUUCUGAUUCUGCAACCACUAAGCAGUAAGUUUCCAAUCCAGUCCUGCUUAUUUAGGCAUGCUCUCUCAUCGAGACACCAUUCAGUGGUGUUUUGCUGGAGUAAGGAAUGCUGAAUGGGGGGAGGCAAUAUACUUUAGGGAGUGUCUCUAAGAAUGAGGCUGAGUGCUGGGUGACAAGCCUGCGAACUAGGAAAGCAAAUGUCUGGAAAACCAGUGUCAGUAGAAGUGCAGAGCGGUCACCGUGCUAGUAACUUGCACUUCUGCAUAGCUUUCCCCAUCUAAGAAUCCAAAAGUGCUUUGCAAACAUUGACUUAAUCCUUGCAACACCCCUAUGUGGAAAAACGUCUCAGUUUUACAGACGGGGAACCUGAAGCAUAAAAAGAGUUGACUUUGCCCGUGAGUCUGCGGGGUGCCAGUGGCACAGCCUGAAUCUCUCAAUCCCAGCUCAGCUGCAGGUCUGGAACAGUCUGGCCCCUGCAAGCACUGCGAGUAGUUAUUAUGCAGCUUUCCGAAGGGAUAUGUGAGUGGCAAGAGGAUUGUUGCAACUGGCAUUGUCCUUGGAGGUCUUCUGUGCCAGGAACCACACACAGAACAUCUUCACCGUCUGGUUUAACCAGGCUGAUGAGCACCCAGGCCUGAGCACUCAAGCUAGCCUUGUCUCAGAGUGGCCACAGCAGGAGCUGUGGAACCGUGUCCUCCCCAUUCCUGCCUUUGCCUCUGUGCGUCUGUGACGUGUCCCGUGACUCUGUGUGCCAAGACGCUCAGGGCUCUUUCCCACAACUGCUGGUUUGCCCUUCAGGGGAAACUGUGGGAAAGGCACUGGAAGAUUGCUGGCACUUAAGCCAUCUUUGACCAUAUCUUCGUUAGGGAGUGAGGAGGUCUGAAACAGCAACAGUUGAGAAGGGAAGAAAGGAGGAAAAAAAAGCCGUCCAGCCUUCCUUUCCAAGCUGUGUAAGCUUGUGCUAAUGGUUUGCAUUUACUAACUCAGUGCUGGGAUUUGUACCAAGGAAGCAAGAAUCAGUGACUGUAACUCAGGUCAGUGAGGAAGUGGGCACUCACUCCUAUAGAGAGCCCCUGCUGUGUACUUUGCGAUUUCGGUACCUGAGUAACUUGGAAACAUAGAAAAAUUAUUUUCCAUGUCAGUGACAGAGUUUGGAAGAGAACAGAGGCCUCCUCCUGUGACAGAUCCAUGAGAUCAAGUGCUCUGAUCAUAAAGCGAAACACAAAUGCAAGAAUAAACAAACCUUUCUUAAUCCAAUCAACCUGGUUAUUCUUGAACCCAAUAAAAUAAGUGCCAGUGGGGUUGCUUGAGAAGAGGUUGCUAUAAACAUGACUUGUAAGGAGGGGGCACACAAACUUUGUGCAACCUAGUGAUUGCAUUGGCAGUUUUCCAGGAUCCCCAUGGGCUGCUGCUAAUUGGCAUAAAAUUAGGCAGGUUGCAGCCACCCUCUUCUUGAAUACAAAGAGAGGGCCCCCGGGAGGCUACAAGUUCCAGCGUGUGGCCGCUGGCAUCAAGGAGGAGCACAGCACACUGGGACCUGUAGUCUCCUCUGGCCCUUUCUUCCUGCUGACAGGGUUCUGUGGAAGCUGCAGGCCACAUGGGACCCCCUUGCAAUGGUUUGACCACCCCUCUUUCUCUCUCAAAAAAAAAAGAAUUUAAUGUGGCUUUGGUUCAGUUCAUGGACUGUUAAUCAGCAUUCACAAGUUUUAAAAAUACAAAAAAACAACAAACAGCAUUUCCUCCCUCUCUCUUCCACCCAGAAGCAGACUACUGGUAGAAACCAAAGCUGGAAAAAAUAGUUGAAAGUCAGAUAAAGUCACCUUGGUAACUGCAGAAAUACACUUGCCCAGAACAGGAGACAUCAAACCCAACUACAAACAGCUUUAAAGAAACAAAAAGAAUGUAAUCAUCUAAAGAAUUAAUCUGACAACUGCCCACGUUUACACCUCCCACAAGCUCCCAAUCAGAGGGAAAUGCGCUUUAAUCUCCUCCAGCUCCCCUCCAGUUUCACAAAACACGAGAUGUGCAGUCCUUAAACUGGGGCAUUUCCGGCACGCUGCUUCCAUUUAAAUCCACUGCCUUUCCUAAUGCAGCAGCCCUGGCUUUUGCAGACUUGUUUUUUCUGGACACUGAGAAACGUGAUAUUUUUUGUGGGGGUUGGAUGAAGUAUUAAAUCUGGAAUAGACAAAGUUUGCAACAUUUUACGUGAUAGGCAGCUAGGCCUUAGUCAUAACAAAUAAAACUCCACUGGCUUUUGCUGCUGAUUUAUUUGGUGAUGGGGUAGAGAAAGCAAAGGCUUAUGGGUAACUGACAGUCAUAAAACCAGGGAUGUUAGUGUUAGAAAGCAAACUUUUUCUACAUUUUUCUGAGGCUGAAAACUACAAGCUGUGGAUGGCAGCAUGUGUUACAACAGGAACUUGUUAUUAAUAACAACCUAGAAGUCUGCUGACCCUUCAUCUGGGCCAUCACCCUUCGGAAGGGUCAGCGUAAGGAUUUUCCAUUCCCAAAGGGAGAAUUUUAAUGGGUCUUGACAUGUUCCAGAGUCUGGAAGUGAUGACACUCUGGCCUUGUGUCAUGUGCAUGCCACAACAUGUCCAGAAGUGCCCCCCAAAAAGUGCUCUGGUUUAGAAAGGUACAGCUUCCUUAGAAGGUUGUUUGGUUUCUGCUGUUGGAGUUUCGCCUUAACUUUAAAUAGCUGAAAUUGUGUGAGGUCUACUAAAGUGAAACAAGAAACACAGAGACCGUGACUAUUUUGGAAAAGUUCUGUGGAAAGGAUUAAUAAUUUUGUACCAUUCAAAGUAUUAACUACCAUUUUGCUUCACUCCUCCACCUUUUUGACAGAAGGGCUGGUUACUUAUUAAUGUGAAGUCAUAAUUAUUGACAGCCUUAAAGUCAUGACAGUUCCGUUUGAUAGUUACACAUUAGUCAACAUCUUCUCUUGAGCCUGUAAUGACAAACAGCAUUCGCUGUUUUUAAUAAGACUUAGAAAGCUUUGCCCCUUCUCUCCAGAAUAUUGUCGUCAUUCCUGUUAUUGCAUUAGCAACCGGAGGCUGUUUCCCCUCCGGACCACAGCCCCAUUGUGCUGGUAGCUGUACUGGCUAGCAUGCUGGAAACCUAAAAACCCACCUCAGCUCAAGGGGUUUGGAGCCCAGGGAUACGGGCAUCAGUCCUGGGGCUGUCUGUCCUUCCAAAGCAUGAACCCGCAGCAGCGGUUGCCUGGGAGGGAGGCUGUGUUAUGGGACAUGCCCAGUGCCCUUAGGCAGUCCAGGUGAGAAGGGCACAGUCUCUUGUCUGUAGCAAUAAUAUUUGCUGUAAAACUCCUGAUCUGCUCCAGGGUGUGUAAACUCUGCAGCUGCAUUUAAUGAGUCCAAGCUUAUGGCCCGCUUGAAAAUCAUGCGUUGCUAAUGGCUGACACUUUUGGUAGGGAUUGAUAAAUGAAUGAUUGGAAGCGGUAGACCACAGGCUUGACUUUCCCACAUUUGACUGUGUAUAUAAGAUCUGAUAAGGAAGUUGAGGUAAAGCUUAGCUUAAGGUCAACUGAUCAUUAAUCAACUGUAACUGCACUUUCAGGUAAUCAGCCUGCAAAAUGCUGGCCCACUCCACUCUUUGAAGACCCCACCUACAAAGAGCUGUAAAAUGUUUGCUGAAGUAGAUUAAACACAGCUUUAAGUGCCACCUAGAGACUACAAAGCACGUUGUGUCUUUGCUUCGGGGUUAACCCGCCAGACUGACACUCUGCUAACUGUCAGUCCAUCAGCCCACCCCAUGCAUAAGCUCUCUCCUGACCUACUGUGUCCUUGCUGGGUCCAUUGUUGGUUUUGUGUGGUGUCGAGACAGAACAUGGGACACGUUUUACAGCUUUUAUCUUGUAGGAAGCUGAGCUGCUCUGAUUUCCUUUUUCCUGCGUGUCUCGGAUCCGGCCGUGCAGAGUAUUUGCAGGAAGGUGCUGCAAGGUAUCAGUUUUAGCUUGUAUCCUCAGUUCAGAGCAGGCAGCUCAGCAGCCUGGGGGGAAGGCUCACCUGGGACUAGGUGACCUGGCAGAGCCAACAGGCUGAUCUGCUUUGGAAGCCACACUGAACUGUGUUACUAUGUGUUUGGUAGAUGGGAGUAAUUUUGGGACAGCACCCAAACGUAAAAUCAAGUAGAUGUGUGAUCUAAGUCAGCUCAUGAGGGUCAAACUGUUUCUUUACAAUCAUUUCCAGAUGUAUGUUAAAGGUGGCUCCACUUGGAUGGAGGAAGGAACAGUGCUCCGAAACAGACUUUUGGUCUGUCUGGCAUGAUGGAACCACGUUGCCCUGUGGUAUCUCACAGUUCACCCCUGCUUUCCCUGUCCCCUCCUCUGGUGAUUCUGUACCAUAGAAACUAUCUUAAUAAAGUGUCUACUUAAAGUCACAUGGAACACCAGGUGGCAAAAUAUGAAUAAUGUAUCAGACAUGUCACAUCAGUCCAUGUCAUCCGCAGAAAUCAUAAACCCCCUGUCCUUCAUUCUUUUCUCUGGACUAUCAAAUAAAGGAUCACACUGAUGCUCUUUGAACAUAUAAAGUGUUUAUGGUCAAGUAUUUUGAGAUAUACCUGUUUUAUUAUCUGGAGGAUUCUAUCUGACAAAGUUCAUAAUCAUGUAACAAACUAACCUUUAGCUAUAGCUUCACAAUAUGUGAGUCUUGCAGAAAUGAAUAGGAAAGCAAAGCUGCAUUGUCUUAAAGCAGCCUCACUUGCAAGGGAAAUCAGUUGUGGAUGUCCUACUCAUCACGUGUAGAGUCCAUCUUCUCACUGUUGCACUUGAUGCUGGUGGAAGCAGAGGGUUCUCAAAACCUUUUCGUUGAACUGUGCAAAUAAUUUCUUUGGAGACAAUUGUAGGGAUUCCUGAGACCUCAAAGAUCAGCAAGGGUACAAGGGACUGGACAAGUCUUUCCUGAAGAGUACCGCCAAAAAAUCCUGAUGAUAAAGGAAAAGCAGGAGGGAGGGCAUGCCUGCUCAUUCUUCCAAGCCAUUUUCUAGGGGCUUAGGGUUUUGGAGAGUGUAGUUUUGCUCCAGUUCUUCCCAGAAAUUGUAUUUCUUGUAUGCUGGGAAGAGAUGCACCAUGUGCAUGCACCAACUCAGAUCCUGUGUCAUUAAAUCAAGGUCAAGAGCUGCGUGCUGGGACUAGUAGGCUGAGGGAAACUAUGUCUCUGUAGGGACAAUGAAAACUCAGAUGCGUCUUGGUAACAGUUUCCUCCUGUGUCCUUCAAUAUUUGCACAAUCACCCUGAAAAGCAGCAGAAAUAGCACACAGCACUGGGAUCCUAAAUAUG